CAGGAAGACUCGAAACGAAAGCCACCGUUAUACCCCACGCCAUAUUGUGCAAGAUACAAGAGGCCCCAGGUGCAUUCAGACGACACAGAAAAGGAGUACGUGUAUGCGGUUGUUGACAAAACCAGGGCCAAGAAAACUAACGAUGAGGUAAUUGCAGAGAUAUUUAUGUUUCGUAGUCAUGUGCAAUUGUAUUUCCAUGGAAUUUGACCUCGGGAAAAUUUACCAAGAGGUAUCCAAUCUAUCUAUUCACAGAUAUCUUGGAAUAAUUAUUCAUGUGGCUAGAAAGACUUUGUACACUCGGGGACAUUCUCCAAUAAUAAAUUACCACACAUGUAGAGCAGUAUUCGUCAAAUAAACUACUAUGGAGAGAGACUGCUAGUCAAGAAUGACUUUAUCUAACCAACGCAGUUUUAAACACCAACUGUUAUUGUGUUACUGCCAGUAAAAAUUCUCAAAAGUUCUAAACUUCCGUUUUGUAUAAUACUGAAUUACAAGAAGUGCCGUGUGAAAGCACUGCCAACAAGGUUUUAUAUGAAUGGUACCCUGUGAGCAGGCUCUCUGUUUGGGGGAAAAAAUAGCAAGGGAAGGGAAGGGACAAACCUAAACGUGCACUAUCGAAGAUGAACUUAACAUGGAUGGAUCGAUGGAGGUAAGCAUGUUUUAGCCAUGUUUUUAAACAAGGAAUUCUUUUGAAUGAAUAAUAAAACAAUUAUUGAAUUCGGCUUUCGUAUCAGAUAAGGAAUUAUGGAGAUCUGGAAGGGUGUUAUCCGUCGAGGCCGUAACACCCUCCUCGAUCUCCAUAAUUCUUAAUAAGAUACUCAGCCUCAUUCAUUAAUUGUUAAUUUAUUACCAAGUGAAGUGCUCACCUCACGGCGGCAACAAAUUAUUUUUUUCGUCUUUCUUAAAAUCAGUGGAGUAUUUAAAAUCCAUAGCACGUGUAGACGGCCUUAAUGCGCUAGUGUUCUUUAAUUCGUUUUCAAACCGAAGACUGCGGUGCAUAACUAUUCAGAUGAAAACGAAAUGAAAAUUUAUUUUCAUGUGAAAACUUCAGUAUACCGUAUUUAUUCGAUUGAAACCGCCCUCGAUCAAACGUCGCAGAUGCAUGGAAACAAAAUUACCAAUAAACGUCUCCCUUGAAUAAACGCUCUAUUGGGCGUAAUCAACUGAUAAAUGAAAGUCAAUUUUACAAGGUAAAAAGAUUGAAAACCUAAACUUUCGUGCGCUAGGUUAUCCUACAACCUGUCUGGCAAUAGAGAGGAGAAGUGUGACGUCACGUUACCACGGUGUACUAUUUCUGGAUGACAACAAAACCAACGACGACGAAGACGGCAAGGACAACGGCAAAAAAUAAUAUCUUUAUAUCAAGAAACAACAACUUUCCACGUGAAUCACGCUAUUUUGUACAUAUCCUUGCCGUCGUUGCACCACUACGACAUGAAACGUCCUAAUUUCGUGAGCCCGCUUUAUGGAGUAGGUAAACACAACCACAAAAAUUGUCGCUUUCUUUUUCUAAACAUAGAUAACGACAGAUACGGUCCCAAAGAAACUUCCGCCAACAUUUGCCAAAUUAAAUGAAAUUAAACAAGAUCGGUGAAGUUUGAAAUAGCGCGAAUAGACUUUAAAGUGACUUUAUCGGUUUGUUGUCAUUCAAAAAUUUUGCUACCAUGACAACGUGACGUAACGACUUCUCCUCUCUAUUUGUGCGAAUUAGCGAGAAAGUUGCAUGAAACGUUCCCGAGGGUAAUAACUCCACCCAUGUAAAGGAAUACAGGAACAUUUUGCCUGUGGAAUCCGUAAUCCUGGGCUAACAAAGAAUGAAAUCUGGAAUCCACGUCGUAGAAUCCAGAAUCCAAGAAUGCCUUGAAUUCCCUCACAUGGGGUGAAAAAAAAACCGAAAUGAAGCAUUUGUCUUACAUUAGAGUUGCGAGAAGUACAACUUGGUUCGACGUUGUGCGCCGAACAAAGACAGCCAACGAAAACGUUGCGACACAUGGCGAUUUCAGGGGAUGUUACUAGGAAAUUGUGUUGUAACGAAAUUGCGAGACAAGUUGAGAGAGCAAUAGCCCUCUGUAGCGGGAACCUAAUUAACCUGUUUUCUUUCCAUCACAGACUUGUGGUCUCGUGUAUACAGAACUUGAGUUGAAGCCUACACAAGAUGAAGACGAAACUGAAGUAACAGCCAAGGGGUGUGUCACCAUUUACUCUAGUAUAAAGGAGCAACAGUAAAGAUGGCACUAAGUGACAUCCUCUGAAGACAGGAGAUCCCAUUAGAAAUUGCACGCUCAGUAAUAAUUAAUUUGAAAUAUUAUUUGCUGAUAUUCGCCUACAAAAAGUAACCAUGUUUAUAGUUUCCUACAGCUGUAGGUCAAUAGACCUCACUAGCUUGUAUGUUUUGUUUUCUCAAUACAAGUCACGUGAUAAUACUCUA
Messenger RNA from Porites evermanni, 2428 nucleotides. NCBI's taxonomy places the organism in Eukaryota, Metazoa, Cnidaria, Anthozoa, Scleractinia, Poritidae. The record is from the annotation of a GenBank genome assembly.